Microplitis demolitor is the source of this 2079-nucleotide messenger RNA. RefSeq lists its product as uncharacterized. Lineage: Eukaryota; Metazoa; Arthropoda; Insecta; Hymenoptera; Braconidae. The coding region runs from base 1 to 2079 and encodes 692 amino acids. The record is from RefSeq and is a predicted model, not a curated record. Gene Ontology annotation, molecular function: zinc ion binding; nucleic acid binding. The transcript is spliced from 7 exons.
AUGCAAUUAUUGGGUGAAUUAGGUCGCGUUUUUCAAAAAGGCAGGGAAUUUGUUUUAAAAUAUUCUAAUCGAAUUUGUGAUAUUGCAACACAAUUAGUUGAAGUACACAAAAGAACACAUACACAAGCAGAAAAUAAUGCUUAUGCAAUACAAGUAGAACAAAGAGUAGUAGAAAGUUUUUUAAAUGGUCUUAAUCCUGAAAUUGAAAGUAAAAUUCGAAAUUUAAAUAAUGAUUUUCAAGGGACACUCGAUGAAGCUAUUAAAAUUGAGCAAAAAAUUAAAUUAAGAAAGGAAUUGAGUGAAUUUGAAAAUAUAAAACGAAAAGGCAACGAAAAACCCGUGUUCCUUUGCGAUGAAGUUAAACGCGAACACAAUAAUUCUCAAAAACCACAUCAAUCUAAUAGUCAUGAACAUUUAAGUAAUAGUUGUCCUAAAGAAAUUAUUAGUUGUGAUAAUUGUAAAAAAAUGGGUCACAGAAUUAGAGAUUGUUGGAAGAAAAUAAAUGAUGAAGAAAAACAAAUAAAAGAAAAUCAUCCUUCAACCUCUAAUUCACAUUUUGGUAUUUUUAAUAGAAUUCCAAUCAAACCUAUUUCUGAUAAAGAAGAAACUCGCGUUGAACAAAUUAAUUUAAAUAAAAAUAAUAAAAGUCCAACAAUUUUAUUAGGAUAUAGCGUAACUCCUAAUGUUGGACAAAUUUCUGUAAUGUUAGACACAAGUAGUGGUCCUAAUAUUUUAAAAGAAAGUUUUUGUCCAAAAGAAGCAAUUUCAGAUAAAACUAAAACUAUUAAAUUACUUGGAAUUAACGAAAUUCCAGUCGAAGCAUUAGGAGAAGUUGAAUUAGAUUUUCUUGAUUUAGAAAUUAAAUUUUUAAUAGUUCCUGACCAUUUUCCAAUCGAGCAAUCGGGAAUAUUGGGUUCGAAUUUUUUUGACGAAGCGAAAAAAGAAUCUCUUUACGAUUUAAUAAAAGAUAAUACUGAAAGGUUUCACCUUCCAGGUGAAUAUUUACCUGCAACAGAUAGAGUUGAACACGAAAUUUUAACUACAGAUGAAAGACCUGUUAAUAUUAAGAAUUAUAGAAUUCCUUAUGCUUUAAAGGAGGAAAUCGAUCGACAAAUUAAAGAGUUAUUGGAAAAUAAUAUUAUUAUGGAAUCAAGGUCACCAUACAACAGCCCAGUCUGGAUAGUUCCAAAGAAACCGGACUCUGGAGGAAGGAAACAAUGGAGAAUGGUAAUCGAUUAUCGAGCGUUAAAUGAGAAGACGAUUAAAAAUGCAUAUUCACUGCCAAAUAUAACUGAUAUUAUUGAUAGUUUGGGUGAAGUUGAAUAUUAUUCUGUACUAGAUUUAUCAUCGGGUUUUCAUCAAAUUAAGAUGAAGGAAAAAGAUCGACAUAAAACUGCUUUUUCGACUAUUUUAGCUAAGCCAUUGACAAAAUUACUUCAAAAAGAUGUCAAGUUUUUAUGGAAUCAAGAAACUCAAGAAGCUUCUGAACUAUUAAGAAAUAAAUUAUGUGAACUACCUGUAUUAAAUACACCUGACUUUACAAUGCCAUUUAUUAUUACUACUGAUGCAUCAGGUUAUGCAAUUGGAGCAGUUUUAUCACAAGGACAAAUCAGGGAAGACACUGCAUGUGCAUACGCUUCAAGAGUAUUGAGGGACGCUGAAAUAAGAUAUGAAACAUAUGAAAAACAAGCAUUAGCUAUUGUUUUUGGUGUAAAAACAUUUAGACCAUAUGUUUAUGGUAAAACAAAUUUUGUUGCGGAUGAUUUAUCAAGAAAUCCAAUCAAAACAGAAGAAUUUGAACAAAUCAAAAACAAACAAGAAAUACAAAAGAAAGUAAGUAAUAAAACCAACGAUUCAACCGACGAAGAAAUUCAAAAUCAACCAAAAGCUAUUAAACGCAAGAAAAAAGUGAAACAAAGUCAAAAAAGAAAAGAAACAAAAAAUCAAGAUUUAAAUCAAGAAAAUAUGAAAAUUCUUGCCGGAGUACUCAAGCAGAUGAAAGAAGAUGAAGAAUUAGAUGCAUUAUAUGGAAUUCCACAUACAAGAUUUCUGGAUAAUGAUUUUUAUGAAAAGAUUUAA